Saxophila tyrrhenica is the source of this 1191-nucleotide messenger RNA. RefSeq lists its product as uncharacterized. NCBI's taxonomy places the organism in Eukaryota, Fungi, Ascomycota, Dothideomycetes, Mycosphaerellales, Extremaceae. The transcript has a single exon. Bases 1 to 1191 code for a protein of 396 amino acids. The record is from RefSeq and is a predicted model, not a curated record.
AUGGGAAACCCUCCAUCUGCAACCAUACAUCUGAACUUCUUGGUAUUUGAUGAAAGCGUUCUGCCGCUGGACGCCGACGUCUGGGAAGAGGAGACUUUCGACCUGGCCAAGACAACCACUAUCUGCGAAUUAGAGCAAAGCAUCAAGCUGCGCGUCAUCCAGAACUUGCAACAAGACCGGACGCUAGUCUCGAUCCUAAAGCUUCAGGACCUACUCCUCGUCUUCUCCAUCAAGCAGGUGGCAUCAAACUCCGAUCCACCGGACACGAAUCUGACCAAAGACCGCGUUCGCCUCCGGACGAUAUCAGACUUCUUUGACGAUUCGCAUGCGCCCGAUCAAGCUCUCUAUAUUCCUUGCGAGAUUGAUGUGGCUUACCGGCCGCAACCAGCGGAGCGACAACCGGAUCGAAGGAUAAGCGAUGUCUCCGUCAAGUUGGACUGCGACAACCGUGUAGUCCACUUGCGAGAGCUGCACCAGGAUUACGACGAUCUUGAAUACGUCUUCGCGCGCUUCGGAUCUGUGCAGGCCCAGGAGAGUUCGGAAGAUGAGGUAGCUACGUCAAGCCCUACGAAGGCCGUCGACGUCCCGGCGAACAGCACGCUGGUUCCACGCGUGCAGGCGCUGAUCGGGUACUAUUACAAAGGCACAGAGGACUCUUCGCUGGACCUGACACUGGCAACGGUACCCUGUUGGAACUUUAGCGACUACUGCAUCGGCGACUGCAUAUAUGAGGACGUACAGCACGAGUUCUCCACGGAAGACAACUACCUACUACCAUAUCGCAACGUUCAGUACCGCAGCGAGCUGUACAACCGUCUGCGCAGGCGGCGGAGCAAGGCCCAGGGAGAUCCAGAUUCAGGCGUACCGUUCAUGCCGCAGCACACUCACAAUCGCUACGAUCCUACGACCUUCGGUCUUGGCGUCGACGAAGCGCAUGCCGACGUCGUGAUCAUGUUCUCCAACAAGCUACCACCUCAGAAUUCCGGAACACCACCACUGCAUCUCCCCCACAGCGCACAAUACCGCUUCGACCACGAAGAAACCGCCGCCGACAUCCGCGAGCGCUUGCUGGAGGACUUACAGCAGAAGGACAUCUGGUGGCCCGAGAUCAAUGCGCACACAGUGCUGUACAGCCCACCACUUCGAGAUACCUGGGAGCUGCAGCUUUGGGUGCUGCCGCAGCCGAAGUAG